This is a messenger RNA of Stylonychia lemnae, 1491 nucleotides long. The record is from the annotation of a GenBank genome assembly. Lineage: Eukaryota; Ciliophora; Spirotrichea; Sporadotrichida; Oxytrichidae.
AUGAAACCACAUUAUGAAUGUGCUGCAACCGGAUCAGAAGAGUAUCAUUCAUGUAAAAGAGAAGAAUUUUGCGGCAACAGUGAUGUUAGUUGGAGAAUAGAUUAUAGCAAGAUCGAAACUUUGAAUAAUUGGGUGCAGAAAUUGAAUCUCUUUUGCAUCUCAGAUAAUUAGUUAGGACUAAUUGGGUCAUCAUUUUUUAUUGGAGCAUUCAUUGGGAGUUUGAUAAUCCCAAGACUAGCUGAUGUUUAUGGAAGAAAGAGACCAUAUUUGUUUGGACUGUGUCUCUAUGCAUGUACUGCUUUUAUCUAUCCAUUUAGUACUAGCCUUUAUCUCAACUAUUUCUUGAUAUUUUUGGGAGGUAUUUCUGAAUCUGGUAGAUACUAUGUUGGAUUUGUUUACCUGCAAGAGUUAAUGCCUCAGUCACACUAAACUUAUAUAGGCUUGAAUAUCUUUAUGGUCCAUGGCUUUGCUAAGCUUUGGUAUGAUGUGUAUUUCUAUAAAAUUUCAAAGAACUGGAUUUUUAUGAACUAUUCUUCCAUAAUCAAAGCCAUUUUAUGCUUAAUAUCAGUGCAUUUUAUUCUUCCUGAAAGCCCAAGAUAUCUGUUAAGCUCGAACUAGAAUGACAAAGCCAGAGAAAGCUUUAGGAAGAUAGCGAGGUUUAAUGGCAUUAAAACAGAUCAGAGUGAUAUUGGAGAUUUUGAAUUAAGCGAUUAAAAUAAGAGAAAUUCAAAUGGUAAUCAUAAGGAGUCACUGAUAAACCAAGAAGAGUAGAUUGAGAUUGUGAGCAAAUAGGAAAAUUAGAAUAUUAAGGAUAAUAUGCUAUUGGAUGAUUAAGAAAUUUCUUAGAGUGAGUAAAAGGAAAAGCUAUUAUAAAAUCAGUAUUUGAAUCCUACUAUAUAGCCAGUUAAAAAGGUGGAGAAAGUAUAGAGACUGAUAAAUGAGAAGAUCUUUAGGAAUAAUUUAUUGAUUAUGAUUUUCUCAUGGUCCACAGCUUCAUUUGGCUUCUAUCUUAUUCCUUAUUUCCUCUCAAGCAUUAAUACCCUAUUGCAUGAGAAUCGAUAUAAUGUAUUUGAGCUUGCAAUUGCCUCCUCAAUCUCUGAGAUCCUUGCAAACGUAUUUUGCUAUGUGAUUACUAGCAUCUUUCCGAACAAGAAAAGUUUGAUUCUAAGUUACAUUCUGGCUUUCUUUGGAAGCAUGGGAUUUUGGGUGGCCAAAGAUACUGUGCUUUCCAGUUCUAAUAUUUUAUACUAUGUUUUAUUCUCUAAAUUUGGGAUUACUGUUGCUUUUGAUGUGACUUAUGUUAUAAUGGGUGAAUUGUUCCCAACUCUGUUGAAAGCCACUGCUUUUGGUAUUUGUAAUGUAAUUGCUAGAUUUAUAACCAUUCUAGCUCCAAGGAUAGCUUUACUACCUCAGCCUUAUCCAAUGCUAAUAUUUUCUUUCAGUUGUUUGAUUGCAGGAUUACUAGGAUUAAUGCUUAAACCGAUUUAUUGA